Messenger RNA from Drosophila grimshawi, 500 nucleotides. RefSeq lists its product as uncharacterized. The record is from RefSeq and is a predicted model, not a curated record. Lineage: Eukaryota; Metazoa; Arthropoda; Insecta; Diptera; Drosophilidae. Bases 23 to 457 code for a protein of 144 amino acids. The transcript has 2 exons.
UCAUUAAGCAAAAAAUACAAACAUGGAUCCCAAUUUUGAGGAAAUGUGGAACUGCAGCCCACCAGAUAACAUGAAUAAGGACAUCUUUGCAACGACGCAACCUGUAAGCGUACCUUUCGAGAUGCAAACCGAGAGUGAUGUUCAAAUGUUGGAGGCCUACAAGAAGGCUCACUUGUGGGACGUCUACGAAGUGACCAAAGAGAUGGAGAUGAUAGACACAAAGAUCAUUUGUAGAAAGUGCCUGUUGCACAGAGGACUAUGCAAUACAUAUGGCCAUAAUCUAAAGAAGUACGAGGCAGAGCAGCACGCCAAGGCACGGGCCCAAGCUAAGGCUCAAGCUCAGGCCCAGACCGAGGCCAAGGAGCAGGCCAAGGCACAGGAAAAGGCCCAGAAUAAGGCGCAGACCAAAGCUCAUGCCAAGGCUCAGAGCUCAAAAAGAUAUCGCAAAGAUAUAUAAGAAAAGAGCAGAAUAUAUUCAAGAUUUCAAUUUUUUUGUAAUG